UUUCUAAACAUCCACAAAACUCUGGAGUUAAGAGCACCGUUAUCAGUCUCUCGUUGACCAAUUUGAGGCUUUGGCUCACCCCUUACUCCUCUCAAGUGGUUGAGCCAUUUCUUCUGUUCUGUGUUUCCACUUUCACUUUCAUCUUCCUAAACACAGCUCUUUUUAUCGAGCUAACUCCUCCUAAGUUCUGUGGUGAAAAUCUGGAACUUCCUAGACUAUUGCAGAAGGCGGGAGCUCACAGAGUCUGUGAGGACAGUGUUCUGCAGCCAGGCUCAAAAGCAAAGCAGACAGCAUCUAACACUUCACACAGGCUGCUUUCUCUGGGACAGAAGGAUUUGCUUCAGAGACAAAAGAACACGCUGGACAUGGCCUCAGAGAUCCACAUGCUGGAUCCCAUGUGUCUCAUCGAGAACACUGAGGAUCAGCUUGUCAUCAAUCAGCAAGCUCUAGGGAUCCUGUCAGCCAUCCAGCAGCCGGUGGUGGUGGUGGCCAUUGUAGGCCUCUACCGCACAGGAAAGUCCUACCUGAUGAACAAGCUGGCAGGGAAGAAAACAGGCUUCUCUCUGGGUUCCACAGUGCAGUCUCAUACCAAAGGAAUCUGGAUGUGGUGUGUCCCUCAUCCCCAGAAAUCUGGUCACACCCUAGUUCUUCUUGACACUGAGGGCCUUGAAGAUGUUGAGAAGGGAGACAACCAGAAUGAUUGCUGGAUCUUUGCCUUGGCAGUCCUUCUCAGCAGCACCUUCAUCUAUAACAGCAUAGGAACCAUCAACCAGCAGGCCAUGGACCAACUGCAUUAUGUGACAGAGCUGACUGAUCUAAUCAAAUCAAAGUCAUCACCUGAGCAGAGUGGGGUAGAUGACUCAGCUAACUUUGUAGGUUUCUUUCCAACCUUUGUGUGGGCUCUGAGAGAUUUCUCACUGGAGCUAGAAGCUAAUGGAAAAUCCAUCACUGCUGAUGAGUACCUGGAACAUUCGUUGACCCUGAAAAAAGGAUCUGAUAAGAAAAGUGAAAACUUUAACAAGCCUCGGCUCUGCAUCAGGAAGUUCUUCCCAAAGAGAAAGUGCUUUGUCUUUGACAGGCCUGCUCAGAGGAAGUAUCUUUCCAAACUAGAGACAAUUAGAGAAGAAGAGCUAAGUGGUGAAUUUGUAGAACAAGUUGCAGAAUUCACUUCAUACAUCUUCACCUAUUCCAAUGUCAAGACUCUGUCUGGUGGUAUCAUAGUCAAUGGGCCAC
Messenger RNA from Cricetulus griseus (Chinese hamster), 1233 nucleotides. Lineage: Eukaryota; Metazoa; Chordata; Mammalia; Rodentia; Cricetidae. The record is from RefSeq and is a predicted model, not a curated record.